Phycodurus eques (leafy seadragon) is the source of this 1932-nucleotide messenger RNA. RefSeq lists its product as uncharacterized. NCBI's taxonomy places the organism in Eukaryota, Metazoa, Chordata, Actinopteri, Syngnathiformes, Syngnathidae. The record is from RefSeq and is a predicted model, not a curated record. The transcript is spliced from 2 exons. The coding region runs from base 162 to 884 and encodes 240 amino acids.
GAGAAGUAAGCCCCAGACAGCUUUUACACGCCAUUGAUUUGGUUUUUGACUGAAACAGAGAGUGAGUCCUUUGCACGCUCGUCUUCGGCGCUCCCCCUUUUUUUUCCCUCAAGCGACUUUCUCAUCUUGGAAUCAAUCACUUCCAGCCUACAUCCGCCAGCAUGAAGGGUCCCCUGUUGUACGCCGUAAUUAUACUCAGGGCCCUGUUGUGUGGAGCUCAAAAUAACACGUCUACUGUGUCGACCGCGUUGGCCGCGACUCCACCGGAGGAAACUUCAUCAGCCGGCGCUAUUUCCCCGGUUCCGACAUCUCCAGCUGCCACCCCUCGGCUCACGUCGGCCGUCAGAAGCGCCUCGAAACGGAACCCUUUGCCGGACUCGACGCCGAGCGGCGCCGCCGCACCCGUCGGCGUGCUGGACAGGAGAGAACUCUUGAUGCUAACGGGAGGCCUGGUCUUGGUCUGUGUCAUUCUGCUGCUGUCCACUUUAAUGCUGAUCUGCAAAGUGUGCCAGAUGAGCAAACGCAACAAGAUGCUGGGCGGCGACGCUGCAAAACCAACCGCAUCGGACGGGAAAUACAAAGGUAACGCGGAGACGGAAGCCCAAGAGACUAGUAUGCUACUGACAAACUUGAGUAAAACACAGGAAGAAGUGGACCGUAGUGACAACCCCAAAGAGGAAGGGCAGAAGGUACGUGAGAAUGGAGAGACGGGAGAAGGGAAGCAGGAGGCUGAAGAGAUUUGUAAAAGCCAAGAAGCUGCUGAUGUCACCCCAGUUGACGAUUCAUCCUUUGUGACGCAGCAAAAAGAUGUCGAUGGCCCCUCUGCCAACGCUGCAGCUGCCCCCUCCCCUGAUGCCACGGAGGAACCAAAAAAUUUGGUUUAGCGCUCUACGCGCGUGUGGGAUGGGAGGGAUGUUUCCUGUUCACCGCUUGCAUUUUUUUACAUUUGCAUUGGCUCUACACAGCUUCUACUUUACAGCAGAGUCCAAAGUCCAAGCGCUCAUUUUGUUUUCUUUUUUCUUUUUCUUUUUUUGCACCCCAAAACAUUCCAGCAACCCCCCAAAAAUGUUGGCCGUUCAGUGUUUGCAGAUUCACAUAAAGUAUUUGCUGAUUUUUAUUUGGGAAUUGUCUGCUGAAAACAAAACUAUUUGCUGCUUUUGUGCUCUGGCCAAAACAAUAAAAUUAUUAAUUUUGCAUGUCGGUAGGAAAUAUGUUGACAUGAGUUGAGGAGUUUCAUUUGGACAAACAGUGCCUUGCCGCCAUUUUGCGGCAUCUUGGUGUCAAGGAACUACGCUAAAGCGAGUUGAGGGGUUUCAUUUAGACAUAUCUAGUACCUUGGCGCCAUCUUGUGGCAUGUUGUCAUCAAGUAACUAUGUUAAAGUGAGUUUAGUAGUUUCAUUUGGUCAAUAAUAGAGCUUUUGCAGCUUCCUCCGAAAUCUUAGUGUGAUGAAACUAUGUUUAAAUGAGUUGAGGGGUUUCUUUUAGACAAAAAGUAGUGCUUUGGCACCAUCUUGUGACAUCUUGGUGUCUAUUAACUAUGUUGAAGUGAAUUGAGGAGUUUCAUUUCAACAAAAAUAGAGCUUUCACUUUAACGGAAUACUGCGAUGUUUUUUCAAAAACAACUAUAAUAUCGAAAAUAAAAACUAUAUGCUACAUAAUUGCUUGAGAAAUCGGUUUUAGCGUGAUCGAUGAAUUAAAUUUGAAGAAUGUCUAUGUGGGCUGUCGAUUUUUUUGUGUGCCGCCCUGAGAGGGAAACGUUCGGAAACCCACGCUUUACAGUAACAUGCGCAUAUGUCGCCAUAAUUAUAAUGUGGCAUCAUAACAAAGCUUUGCACAAUUUGUUUAUGACAUAAACAUGCUUAUUGUACGAAUGACCUGCAAAUGGCAAGCAAAUAAAGAUUGUAAGCGCCGUCGCGAAUGCAUUACCAGCAA